Molecule: messenger RNA, 417 nt
Organism: Diaporthe citri
Lineage: Eukaryota; Fungi; Ascomycota; Sordariomycetes; Diaporthales; Diaporthaceae
Exons: 2
Coding region: 1-417 (138 amino acids)
Source: RefSeq, a predicted model, not a curated record
AUGCGCGGAUUUUAUAUGCAAUAUCUUGACAGCCUCUGCCAGCGGCGUGGCUGGGAGCAGCCCACAUACGAGUGCUACCGCGAACCCGGUGGCUACACAUGCCUGGUCCUGGUCAACGGGCGCGAGUACCAGACCGAUCUGGCUUACGAAUCGGAUGAGCUGGCGCGCGAAAAUGCGGCCAUGCGCGCCUUUAUGGUUUGCAGGAACUUCAGCGUCAAUGGUGGCAUGCUGGCCCGCAACGGCAUCGUCCAGGGGCUUCCCGCAGACGAGUCCAACCGCAAGCACCGGAAGAGCAGCAGCCGCCACACGUCCUCGGCGUCUUCGCACUCCCACUCGUCGCAUUCGCACGGCCACCACAGCCGCAGCCGCCGCUCUGGCCAGCACUCGAGCGGCAGCUCCACUGCUUCCUACGAGUGA